Molecule: messenger RNA, 1104 nt
Organism: Mollisia scopiformis
Lineage: Eukaryota; Fungi; Ascomycota; Leotiomycetes; Helotiales; Mollisiaceae
Exons: 2
Coding region: 92-682 (196 amino acids)
Source: RefSeq, a predicted model, not a curated record
UCUCGCUAUUGCGAGCUCACCUACAUCGGUAUCUAUAUAUUCCGUAGUUCAAGGAGUCUCAGAGGCUUGCUUCUCUUUCUUCCCUCUGGUCAUGAUCACGUGGAGAGCAUGCCGAGAGUCGAAGUCUUGGCUCUUGACUGGGCAGUAUGCCUGCAAUGUUGGACGCAAUCUGGAAGAAUACUCGUCCAGGAAUCGAACGAUGAUUCUGUCUAUCUCCGACAUUCAUUGCUCAUGGGUUUCUUUCGCUACAUCUUCUUUCUAUAAGAUGUCACAAGCUGGAAAAGUUGAGCUCGUCAAACCUAGCACCUCAAGUGUCGUGUUAAAGACUCUCAAAAGUAGAACUCCAUCUUCCUUGCUAGUUGUUACCUCCAUCGGGGUUUCUCGAAGCUUGUUGCCAUCUCCUCCAUCGGAGAAAUUGCACUGCCCUUGCAAUGAAACAUAUCGGCUUGAGUUACCGCGGUCGGCUCCGCUCUCCGCAUUCAGUCUUUUAUUAAUCUUUUGCUACAUGUUUGUGCUAUUGUUUUGGGAUUGUACCGUUCGUCGAUAUUCUUUUCAGCAUCUAGCCUCGUCCAAUCUGGCAAUCCCAAGGCAAAUUUUGAAAAUGGCUCUCUCCUCCAAGAAAAUGCAAUUAAAUUUCUUUGACGCUGCUUGCACGGGUAGUCAUACGGCAAUUGGGCAAUAGAAGAGUCCCAAAGACAAUUCUCGAACCAAGGAACGAUUAGAUUAUUGGCUCUGGCUGGCCAAGCUGGCCGAGAAGGGAAAGAUCACAUCCAUUUUCAUAGCUGAUAGUUAUGCUAGUCACAAUAUCUAUGGUGGUUCAGCGGACGCUUCUUAUAAAGGCGGCUCCCAUAUUGGAAAACUCGAUCCUUUGAUGACGGUAUCGGCCAUGGCUGCAGUCACGAACUCCGUGUCAUUUGGUAUCACCGCGAGCACUUCUUACAUCCGUACGAAACACAUCCUUUUUCUCGAUUGCAAUUAACGUUCUUGUAACGCCGUACAUACUAGCUCGUACGUAUUCAUCACUAGAUCAUCUCAGCAAUGUAGGCUCUAUCUAGCGCAUCCACGCACUACAUUUGUCCCAUUCAUAAUGCUGAUCAUCUGACC